AGUGAGAGUUCACAGGCCCUGUACAUGUCUGCGCAUGGCUCGCACAUAGAGAACGUGACUAGGUGGAUAAAUAUUGGCAGGACUUUGUAAAGGGGGGGCAAAAAAGGAAAAGGAAGACAGACGUAGAGAAGCCCAGCCUUCCCAAAGCAUUAGCUUAUUUAAACUUGCUGCUGUUUGAAUCAAAAACCUAACAGGGGGAGGACGCCGAGAUCAUAGAAGGAUUGCAUUUAUAAUCCGUGCCUAAGGACUUUCUCUAACUUGUGUUUCAUCAUGGAGGAGAACUACAGCAGCUUACAGGAGUUCACAGAGGAUCCCACAUCAGCCAGGGGAAACAAACCUAUACUCUACUCAUCACACAAUGGACAAGCUGGUAUUGUUAAAAGAUUGGAGUGUGUGAGGAGACAGAUGGUGAUUUUCCUGAUCGCCACACUGUUCAUUUCAGUUUGUGUUAACAUAGGACUGGCUGUCUUCUUGUUUCAAAGGAAAUCCAGCAGUCCCCCCAGUGUAACAACUACAGGAAGUCCGGUCUCUGAGGGAGCUCUUGAGUCUCUGAAACUCUCGUCCCUGCAGGAGCGAUUCUCCCGCCUCUGCUCUGACUACACAACUCUCGGAAAGACCUGUUCGGCAACGGUGAAGCAGUGCAUGCCGUGUCCCGAUGGCUGGAAACUAAUAGAGCAGAAGUGCUACUUCUUUAGUAAUGACAAACUAGACUGGACCAGGAGCAAGCAGAGCUGUGCAUCUAUGGACAGCCAGCUAACAAUACUUCACACCCAUGAGCAACAUGAUGCUAUGGAGAAAAUAGCCCGCAGUUUGGGCGGGUACGAAUCCUAUUACUGGAUCGGCCUGUCGGACAUUGAGGAAGAAGGCGUGUGGAAAUGGGUGGACAACACGCCGGUCAAUAUCACGUACUGGAACCAAUGGGACGGAGAGCCCAAUAAUCACCAGUCUGGGGGGCUUCACGGUGAGGACUGUGCCGUGCUGAAUUCUCGAUCCAAAUCCUGGUUUGAUGUACCCUGUGACCACAUCUACAGACGCAUUUGUGAGAUGGAUGCCGUGACUGUAAACUGAUUCACUGUGCCGUUGAAGAUAGAAAAUGAAAUAGUUCUCUGAAAAACACUGAAUUUUUUUUUUUUUUUUUUUUAGAAAAUGGGGGAAAAAAAACAAUGUUGUGCUGUGUGUUCAUUUCUGAAUCUGCUCUUUUGUACCUUUGUGCUUUGCUUCUAAAAAAUAAAGAGAUUUGAUAAAAA
Molecule: messenger RNA, 1247 nt
Organism: Clarias gariepinus (North African catfish)
Lineage: Eukaryota; Metazoa; Chordata; Actinopteri; Siluriformes; Clariidae
Gene: cldc1
Product: C-type lectin domain containing 1
Exons: 6
Coding region: 271-1068 (265 amino acids)
Source: RefSeq, a predicted model, not a curated record